AGGACAGGGCCAGUCCCACAGCAUCUGCCAGCUCCAGCUCAUCAGGGUCCAAAGGUGAUGGUGGCUGUGUUUAUGACGCUCUGCUGGUGGAAGCUCUUGCCUCCUUUGAAAGAUGAGCAGUUGGGGGUAGAAAAAAGUCUCCAGAAAAAGACUCCCAUCAAGAUCCUCCACAGAAGCCAACCACAGACUGUUUCACCGUAUGCUGCUCAUGCAUCAGUUCCUGCAUCAGCACCUCAGCCAUGCCUUGGUACUGCGACAUCAGCAGCAGACACAGCACAUCCUGAGGUGACGCUUGAGGGUUGGCACAACAUGUGGGAGUCUGGUCCUAAUGGGCUCACCAGAGCAGACAUAACGUGGCUAAAGGAGGAUGCUGAAAGGGGACUUUUUCCAAGGGCAAUGUCUUAUAAAGACAAGCACGGCAGCACAAGGUGGAGGAAAGUCCUGAAGGACAACAGAAAGUGGUUUCACCCUCCUGAAUUUCCUGGAGUGAUGGAAGGAAAAGUCCCCUCAGAAGACUCCUUUUUUCAAAGCUCUGUUUUUUCUGGAGUCAUAGUUAGGCGUUACAGUCUUCGGUGUCCAAGGUCUUACUGCCCGGCAUGUUCCAGUCAGAAGGCCUUUCUCUACCGUUGUGGGUAUUCGAAAACUGUCAGGCAGAUCUGCCACAUGUCUGGCUGGUACUCCAUGCUGACAGAAGUCCUUGCAUGCAACGCUUGCAGAAAGGUUGCAAAGGAGUCCUUAAGCAGCUCAGUCCAGCUCAUAGAGCUGUGUUCCCUGCUGUCUUGA
Molecule: messenger RNA, 783 nt
Organism: Carassius auratus (goldfish)
Lineage: Eukaryota; Metazoa; Chordata; Actinopteri; Cypriniformes; Cyprinidae
Exons: 4
Coding region: 58-783 (241 amino acids)
Source: RefSeq, a predicted model, not a curated record